CAGUGCAAAAAUGUAGUAUCUACAAAAUGUUGAUAAAUAAGGUCUUAAUUUUCACAAUGUAAUGGACCCUAUAUGUUCCAGAGCAAAAAUGUUGUAUGUUCAUAUAACAGGUCUGGUUGCUUAAUUUGAAGUCAGCUAAACUGUUGUAAAUGCAUAUAUUGUAGUUGACUCGGAGCGAAAGUGUUGUAAGUGUUAUAUCAGUGUAUGCUGCUUCAGAUUUUGGAGGAAACUACCAAAAGAAGAAUACAAAAAGUCAUGGCUUCCGCGACUUGUAAAAACAAAUUGGUUACUCUUGAAACUGUUUUAGCAACACUUUCAGAUUCCGAAGAAGAGAUAGCUGAUGAUAGUGAUAAUGAUCCUGACUAUAUCCCUAAUGCUGAUAAUUCUGUGGAAAGUUCUGAUGAGCAUUCUACUUGUGUCUUUGAAGUGCAUUCUAAUACAGUCAUUAAUAGUGAUAAGAAUAAGAAGGCUAGAGGCAGGAAAAGAAAACGUGAUGAAUCAGCUUGGAAGAGAAAAUAUUGCACAGAGAGAAACCGAAUAAUUGGUCCUUCAUGUAAUUUAUCUUGUAAGAAAAAAUGUGGCCAAACAUUUACAACUGCUGAGAGAAAUGCCAUAUUUACAGCAUUCUGGAGUAUGGGAGUACAACAGCGGAGACGGGACUUCAUCGUGUCACAUGUCACCAGAUCAGCUGUCAACAGAAAGACCAAGGGGGCUAACAGUGGGAGCAGACGAAAGCGUACACUUGUGUACACUUUACCCAAAGAUGGAAACAAUGUCAGUGUUUGCAAACAAUUUUUUAUGCAUACUUUGGAUAUUUCUGAUCAAAUGGUUAAUUAUAACAUUUCACACUCACAGUGUGGCUUAGCUAAACAUACGCUACGGAAGGGGCCACCCGCCAAUAAAACGCCGAAAAAUUUAACGGAAGAUGUUAUCAGACACAUAAAUACUUUUCCCAGAAUAGAGAGUCAUUAUUGUAGAGCAGACACCUCGAAAGAAUAUCUUGAAGCGGGUCUCAACGUGAAGGAAAUGCACAGAUUGUAUAAAACAGUCUGCAUAGAGCAGAAUAAUAAGUCGGUUUCUCUUUACAUGUACAGGCACAUCUUUGACACUCAUUUCAAUAUGGGAUUUCAUACACCAAAGAAAGAUUUAUGUGACACUUGUGAAAAAUACAGAGUAAAAGAAAAAUAUGAUUCCAAUAGCUUAACUGAAGAUGAGAAAGCUUCCCAUGCUUUACACCUUAAGAGAAAACUCCAAGCUCGAGAAUCAAAAAUGCUGGACAAGGAAGCAGGUGAGGGAACUAUCACUGCUGCAUUUGAUUUACAACAAGUCAUGAUAUCGCCCAAGUUGAAUGUGGGUUCUGCUUACUACCUUCGAAAAUUAAAUGUAUACAAUUUGACUAUCAUGGAACUGCAGACACUGCAAGGUUUUUGCUACACUUGGCAUGAGGCAGAAUGUAAACGUGGGUCUAAUGAGAUUGCUACAUCACUUCUAAAGUGGUUGAAGCUAAAAGACGAACAGGGAUACCAACAGGUUAUUUUAUAUAGUGAUUCUUGUGGUGGUCAAAACCGAAACUGAAUCAUGUGUACAGCUUUGUUAUACUUCCCUGCAGUGUCGAAGAACAUUGUAAAAAUACAACAGAAUUUUUUUGAAAGUGGACAUAGAGUGAAUGUGAUAGUAUGCAUUCCUGUAUUGAAUGUUUGUUCAGGCUAUCAGCAACACAUGAAGAAUGCCAACAAGAAGAAACCAUUCAUAGUUACAGAGAUGACGCAUGAGGAUAUUCUUGACUUUGAUACUUUAAACAAGGUUGCCUUUAAACAGAAUGCUUUCCAGGGCAUAUUGUCCAUCCAUCACACUGUGUAUGAAAAGGGGGGUGAUGGAAAAUUACAUGUUGCUUUUUCUGAGGAAAUUGGUGGAGAUUUGAUCAACAAAGAAUUUAGAAAGCGUGGCAAGGCAGUGAACAUGAAGACUUACUGCAUCCAAAAAGUCUACAACAGCACAUUGCCACUGGACAAAGCUAAGCAUGCUGAUCUCCUAAAGCUCUGUGAAUUUAUCCCAAGUGAUUGUCGCCAAUUCUAUCAGCAGCUACCAGUUACUCUGUAAGACUUGUGUAUGUUUCAAACUAUUAACAUGUUUGAUAGACAAUGUUUCCAAACAUUUACAACACUUUUUGUGUGGAUGCUGAUACUGUAUAUCACUAAGCUG
Molecule: messenger RNA, 2202 nt
Organism: Gigantopelta aegis
Lineage: Eukaryota; Metazoa; Mollusca; Gastropoda; Neomphalida; Peltospiridae
Exons: 2
Coding region: 205-1575 (456 amino acids)
Source: RefSeq, a predicted model, not a curated record